GAUUUGCGUAGAGCAGAUGAAAAUUUACAAUGCUAAAAGACUAUGGGACCCUAUGGUGUUUCCACGAAAAACCCUCCAAACACUUAACAGUAUUUUCUCCAGAAACAGUAAACAUUAAAAAUUUGGCCAAUUUAACAGCAAAUACUAAAAAUUGUGGUCAAAUAACACUAAACACUAAACCCCAUUCAGACCCUCUAGUAGUUUUGUUAUUAUAGAGUAGUUAAUAUAUGGAAGUCGCUGCGCAGUUCCCUUAAGGAUAUCUUAAAAAUUUUCUAGAUUCCUACUGCCUCUUAAUGGCUUUUCCUUUUGUUGUUGUUAUUAAUUAGUAGCUUAUUGUUACUUGUAGGUAUUGUCUUUGAAAAGCCACUUUGGGGAAAGUCAAUAAAGGAUGUAUAUAAGUAUGCACUAUCUCAUGGCCUACAUAAGGUGACGUCAAUUGAUGAUUGAUGAGUUCGUUCCAUCAAAAAACAAUCGUUGUUGUCUAUGGAAUUCUUUGGAAAAAAGGACGCUUUUUAGUCUCCUCCCCCAUUUAAUCACCUUGUCAUUAUCACCUUCGCACUCACUCUCUAAAUUAAAUCGAGCAACAUCUGAAAGAAUCAAAAUACAAAACAACAACCAUACAGUGUCAAGAAUUAUUUUAACUCCGAAUAAAAAGCAAACGAGAGGGGAAAUCGGAACCAACUGAAUUCUGUAGGCCAUGAAGCUGUCAUGCAUUUUCUAUCUACGCUAUUUUCGGAAACCGCUAUAUAUCUUGACGGGAAAUUUAUUUGCAAGAAAGGAGCCAUGAACUUUCGAUUUUAUUGUUUGCUUAUCAUUACAUGGCAUUAUAUAUAGAAUUUUACAGGAUUUUGUGGUAAUCAAGAGUAGUUUGGGAAACGUUUCAUGACCAAGUGACGCGAAGUUCUACGGAUAUUAGUGCUCGAAAUCCAAAGAUUCCACUGAAGAUGCGAACUUGUUUUCGUUUCGAUUUUGUGUGAAGAUCGACGGUUUAACUGCAUGGUGUAACAGUUGCACAGUUAUAAUUUGCUGUUCUCGUGGAAGAAAAAAAAAAUUGUAAUGUGCAUGGAAGAUGGAAAUGCUUGGUGACAUGCACAGACAGUCAGCGCAACAUGAGAAGAUUAAAUGUACUGCCCUGGGCUAACGACAUUGUAAUUUAUUAGUAUUUUCUAUUCUCUUAUUGUCUUGUUUUUGUUUUGCAAAUAACGUCAUCUUUGGUCAAUCAUGCCCUCAUUAAUCAAUAAUGUGAACAUGCCAAGACUGCCACCCUGCGAACGCAGACGUAUUUGCGGCUGUCGCAUGUCUACGCCGAAAAUUACAGCUACAAGACUACAAAAUACCCCAAACGUUUUAAACCUUAAACAAGAAAAGGGUUCAAGACAAUGAGAAAUAACGAAAGUACUCUUUAUAAGCAUGAUCGUUUUGAAACCAACUUGUUGUUAUCUUGGGGCUUGAUUGCAAUGGCCAAUUCAAUCUUUUUUGUGCACUUAAUGCAAAACAAGGUUCAACUGAAAUAGUGUAUCCCACACAUGUACCCCUUGGGCACCUAUUUUGCAUAUUUGCUGGCAAGCGACUCCAUGAAUCGAAGUGACGACAGCCUCUGCGGUUAAUACUUUUGCUAAUUGCGAUCAAAAAUAGAGGGUCUGUGAACAGCCUGAAACUGGCCUAACAUAAUUACGUUUUCGGGUCACUGAAUUUUUAAAAUGGAGCCGCGUAAUGUUUUGUCACUAAUUCUAAUACCAUAUUUUUUUGAAUAUUGCACCAAAGUAAAUUUACAUCGUUGAGUGCAGUUGGACGCAUUUGUAAAAGAGAUUUGUAAUUGACCCAAUAUAACUGUUUUGAUAUUAACUUUACUGUUAAAAACAGCCUUGUGGAUCUAAAAAAGUUUUUCACCCCCUGUAUUAAUCCAGUAACUCGCAAGGAUUAUCAACAUAUAUCUUCUCCUUAGAAUAUCGAUACGUUGUCAUGUAGGCAGGCAAGGAGAAUUGAGGAAACUAUCAACUAAGGGAUAUUGUCUUAAUGCAGCAUCAUCGUUCUUAGAAAGAACAUUAAAAGAAAUUGAUGACCAAACCGCAACCAUUAACUAUACUAACGAAAAUAUUACAUUCAAUAUCUAAGUCAGUUAAAAGUGUUCAGUUAAAAUGUAUCCUGGCAACUUUGAUAAUAAAAAUACAAACAUAGGACAUUCUAAAUGGAUAUAUUUCAAGUGAAAUACCUUUGACUAAAAGGAGCCUUAUUUUGGUCGCCGAACACUGCGUAUAAAGUGUUGUUGCAUUGCUAUGUUUUAGUAACCGUACAGAGAAUUUAGGAAUUCUAGAAAUACCGCCUAAACUAAGACUUCCUAUGUAAAUCAUUUGUCGUUUUGUCAUCCAUGGCGAAGAACACGCGAACUUAAAUAUCAAGAUGAAGUAAACCGAUUUCCAACUUCCGGUAAAUAAAACUCAGUCAAUAAUAUUUCACAAGCGUAAUAAAGGUUAAAUUUCAAUUGCACGUCCUCUUCAUACAAGAAUUAUCCGAAUAUUUACUCAUCCUGUUUGCACGACAAAGAUGUUUAUAGGAAGUCGCACGUUCUAGAACCAAAAUAUGUUUAAAUGUAUUGGAGUACGUGUCACGUUUAUUUUUACAUAUAAUAACGAAAUAAAUUUCUUGAUGGAUUAUCCCUUGUGUAGGAAAGAGUAAUUGAUUUUGUGUCUACGAAAAUACUAAUAUUUACUUUGAUUUGACCAAUAAUCUCUACAAGUCACGGGCGGAUGACAGUUGUCGAUGUCACACGAGUAAACAAAACGCGGAUAAAUGCAUGAAAAACACAGACGCCUUUUUCCUGAUUUGGUAUAUUUACAAAGGUGAAUCACAGGAAAAGUGGAAUUACGUUGAUGAUUUCUUUUUCGGGGUAUAAUUGAGACCGAAAUAAGAAUUACGAUAUUGGUUCUCGAAUUUCUAAUAUUGCUGAUGUCAUGCACAGGUCGCUUCAAUUCGACGAGGGCCAAGUCACGAGUUGAUACCUGCAGCUGAAACCGCUAUUUUACAUCACAAAAGAGCGAGCGACGAGUCAAGACAAUAACAGAAUUACAGCCUGUCCUUUGAAUGAACGAAAAAGUGAAAGGAAAUUUCAUCAACGAAACGCUAAUGAGCGCUGCUUCAAAACCUUUUCAAGCCUUUUCAAGUCUUUCAAGAGUGUAGGCGGAUCAUUUUAAUUACCAAAGUAGAUACCUUGCGUUUGUAUAGCAUUUUUUCAGAUACGAUUUCAAACUUGCGAGCCACAACAUCGGAUGCCAACAGAAGAAGGUUAUAACAAGAUGCCUCCUAGCGCAGAGCCUUCCGCCGAACCAAGGACAACGGACCCGAACCCCGAACCUUUGCCCGAUUGGGAUACAGCGCUUAUGGCGUGGAAAUCACUCUGGGAAAUACACUUCAUUGGAUUUGGACUGCUGUUUCUGGGAGUCACGUUAUUCUCUUGUAUAUGCGUGGUUAAAAUCAAACAUCGCGCUAAAGGCAUGACAUUAGGGAAUUAUUUCCUUGCAGUGUGUUUAAUGCUGGUGGUGUUUAGUUUCUCGAGGACACUGUUUCUUAUGCUGGAUCCGUACGAGUCACACACGGUCUUAAAUCUGCCUGUGCUAUUGAUCAGAAUUCUGUUCGCGAUUGGUUACCCAUGCCUAACUUCAGCUUUAUCACUCAUUCAUUUCGCUUUCCUGGAGGUAAACAAACUUAGACUCGUUUCUCGUCGACUCCAGAACAUCAAGUUCCUUGUGUCGGUGAUAGCGACACAUUUCGUCGUUGUUUUGGUGGUGUACCUAUUGAUAACAAUGGCGCCCAAGCUCGCUCGCCUUCUCAUCCUGUGCCAAACGAUAUUAAUCGUUUGGUGGUUAGUCCUCGCGCUGUGUUUCCUGUACAGUGGAUGGCAAGUGAACUGGCAGUCUCAACUCACUGCCAAAUUUUUCAAGGCUACAACCGUAAAAGAAAGAGCUGUUUCCACGCUCUCCACAUCCUCGCUCGAUUCGCGCGUGACUGCGGAGCAGAAUCGCGUCCAGGCAGAACAGAACGAGCCUCCUAAAGGAGCGCAGAAAAUCGCGCGAAUUUCAGGUCUCGUCUCGCUUCUCGCCCUGCUGUACGUGGCUGCGGAUCUUUACUCGUUGUUCUCACUGUAUAAUCUUUACGAUCUUGAGGAAGAAAGCAGCGUGGAUCAUUGGUCAUGGUGGGGUUAUCAGACGUGCAACCGCAUGUUGGAUUUUCUGUUGUGUUUGGUGAUCGCGUACGUGAUUUUCCCUUCCACUCAAAUAGAGAAGAAGCAAAAAAGUUCAGGGGACAGCCAUUCUGUGCGAAUGAAUAAAAACGUUACGAUCAAGUCUUUUGAUAAACUGGAUGUGGUGUAAAAUAUUCAAGGAAUACAUGCGAUAUUGGAAGAUGAGAUUUCGAACCGAGCCUACGUCACGGCAUAACAUGACCUGUGAUCAGACAACACGAAAGACAUCCACUGAACGUCACUUACUUCAACCCCGACUUCAACAAGGAAAUCAAGAAAAAGUUGAAGUCUCGGGGUAUGAGAUAGAACAGUUGCAAUUAAAUCAAACUGAUUACGAGUUACAAUUUAAUCUGAAUGUUAGCAUUACCAAUACUUAGCUAAUAAGUUGAAUUGCAUUAAAAGAAUGGGUAAAGUUUUACGGCCGCGUUUUGAACAGUUGUACAAAUAAGCUGGUUUAUCCAACUACGAUUUCACAAGGUCAACACAAUUCAUGCGUUGUAUUGACACUCACGAUUUUAUGCUGACACGAAAUAUGGGAAUUAUUUCACGAGAAAAGCCGGCUGGGUUAUGUUUGUUAUUCUUGACGUCAGCGAAGAAACACGAUUAGGCGACUAUCGAUUUCUUGUAGUGGGCUGCUAUUGGUUUCUUGAGAAAAGCUCUGGUGAUAUUUGAAUACAAGUAGCAGCUGUUGUCUCCGUUUUCCUGUGUUUCCAACACUUCAAAACGACAAAACGGAGUAGCUUAGAGAAGAUCAAAUGGACCGCUUACAGCCAGUUAACCGCAAGCCUGUGAUAAAAAGGGUUGGAAUGCAAGCGCAAUUGAAGACAAGAUGUAGAAAGAAACAAAAAAA
Orbicella faveolata is the source of this 5087-nucleotide messenger RNA. RefSeq lists its product as uncharacterized. Lineage: Eukaryota; Metazoa; Cnidaria; Anthozoa; Scleractinia; Merulinidae. The record is from RefSeq and is a predicted model, not a curated record.